CAAUUUUGCCUGAUCGGUACACCUAAGCUGUGCGUUGGGGCAACGGGGCCAUUUCAUGCUAAACCCAAUGGCCUCGCCAGACUCAACAUCACACGGCCGUCAAUGGGUGAGUAAUACCUCGUAAGGCGCUCAAGAUGAAAACGGAAAUACAUGUGGACCGAGGCACUGAGCUAGGAAGCAAGAAGUACUCUUUGAUGGCAGUCAUACUCUGACAGGAACAGCUUGCGAUCAAAGUCACAAGACGAGUCCGGAUCCAACUUUAUGGAGCAUACCGCCGAUCCACAUGUACCUUUUAGUCUCCUACCGUCACCCAACCUCACAUCUCAACCGCCACUUCCUCUUUCCAUCAUCAUGCCUUCCUCAAAACGACCCAGAAUAUCAGAAGAUGAUCCUCUCACUCUAGCAAUCGCACCUCCUCCUACAGAAUCACCUGCAGAACGCGAGGAACGUCUUGCUGCGGAACAAGAAGCAAAGCGUGUGUCUGACGCAAUCGACGACGAGCUCAACAAACAACGUAUCUCAGAGAAGAAAGGUCCAAAGGCAAUCAAGAUACUACUCCUAGGUCAGAGCGAAUCAGGCAAAUCGACAACACUGAAAAACUUCCAACUUAUGAACUCUCCUAAGGCCUUCCGCUCAGAACGUGCCUCCUGGAGAGCCGUCAUCCAACUCAAUGUCGUUCAAUCUAUACACGCAAUCUUGGACCUAAUGUCCAAGGCACAUUCCUCAGCCCACCCUUCCACCUCCUUGACUAACUUGUCAAAUCCCUCUUCUCUACCCAAUCCACCACUCAAGGAAUACCCACCACUCAACCCAGAACAUUUGAAGCUCAAGAUGCGCUUAGCUCCAUUACUACAAGUUGAAGUCACCUUGAUAAAGAAGCUUCUCCCCAAUGGCCACGCCCAGCUCUCCAAAUUAGCCAAUCCCGCCCAAUCCCUUCCUAUUCAGCAAGAGAUCAGCGUCAACUCUUCCGCAGGCUGGAAGAACACCUUCAGUCGGCUCAUGGGCCGAAACAGCUGCGACAGUGCGGAUUUAAUCGACUGGUCCGACCCAGACGACCCUGGUGUGGUUUUAAACGCUUGCGCAGAAGACAUGAAACGGCUCUGGACGGAUCCUAUCAUCCGAAAAUUGAUGGACAUCGAGAAGAUGAGACCAGAAGAGAUGGCUGGCUUCUUCCUUGAUGCACUGGAUCGCGUGACUUCACCCCGAUACGUCCCCACUGAUGAUGAUGUUCUCCGCGCGCGGCUAAAGACUCUCGGAGUCUCGGAACAUCGAUUCACUAUGAAAACAGGUUCCAUGGGAUCACCUAUGAGCCAUGAUUGGCGCGUGUUCGAUGUUGGCGGCCAAAGAUCACUGAGAGCCGCGUGGGUUCCGUACUUUGAUGAUAUGAAUGCCAUCAUUUUCCUGGCACCCAUAAGCUGCUUUGACCAGGUUCUCCAAGAAGACCCAUCCGUAAAUAGAUUGGCCGAUUCUUUCCUUCUUUGGAAAGCUAUUGUGUCCAACCCCCUGCUGAAGAAGACGGAGCUGAUCCUCUUUCUAAAUAAAUGCGAUAUCCUGCGCGCCAAGCUCGCAUCAGGCAUUCGCUUGGCCGAUUACAUCGUCAGCUACGGGAGUCGGCCGAAUGACUUUGAAAGUGCUAGUCAAUACCUGAAAAAGAAAUUCGCUGGCUUGCUAAAAGAGCAUUCUCCCGAGCGACUAUACUAUUUCCAUCUUACAUCAGUGACUGACACGAAAUCGACGACAUACAUCCUUGAGAACGUGCAAGAUGUUCUCGUUCGCGAUAACCUGAGGAGAAGCGCGCUCGUAACCUAACAUCUGAUAUCGUGCAUUCCUACUUUUCAAGACCUGAGAUACCUGCAUGGAACUCCCGCGACCUCCCGCACCCAACUACCUAUGCCUGUGACUAUGUUGUAUCAUCAGCCGUUGUCAUCGGUUUUAUUGUUGCGAAUGCACUAUAUACCUCUGGGACACUUUAGAUUCGCCCCUUCUACCCGCUCCUCUGCGCAGCCUGUAGCUCUCUUUCUUCUGGGGUCAUGGUGCAGGGUAUAUUAGUGCAGGACGCUGUACACCCACUCUCAGUCGCUUGUUAUACAUACAUAAAGCUGUUCGUAAGCAUUUAUCGUAUCGUAGCAUCUGCUAUGGGCGCUUGGUGCGAAAUGGACUGAUACUUACUACGAAUAAUCAAUAUAAUUGGUGGGA
Molecule: messenger RNA, 2196 nt
Organism: Suillus discolor
Lineage: Eukaryota; Fungi; Basidiomycota; Agaricomycetes; Boletales; Suillaceae
Product: guanine nucleotide binding protein, alpha subunit
Exons: 13
Coding region: 262-1809 (515 amino acids)
Biological process (GO): adenylate cyclase-activating G protein-coupled receptor signaling pathway
Cellular component (GO): heterotrimeric G-protein complex
Molecular function (GO): guanyl nucleotide binding; GTPase activity; G protein-coupled receptor binding
Source: RefSeq, a predicted model, not a curated record